This is a messenger RNA of Seminavis robusta, 381 nucleotides long. The record is from the annotation of a GenBank genome assembly. Lineage: Eukaryota; Bacillariophyta; Bacillariophyceae; Naviculales; Naviculaceae.
AUGGAGGAGGAAUUGUUGAUUGGCUCAGAUGUAGAGAUUGAAGACGAGUUCGGUUUGAAAGAGCAGUUUGUUAGGUUUGGGUACUACAGACAUAAGGAUGAUGAUGUCAGCAUUGAAUCCCUCAGUGAGCUUACACAGCAUGUUAACACUACAGAGGACCUCACCUUCAAACUCCUUUGGAUUACAUUCAAGGAACUUAGUGAAGUCAGCAACAAGCGUCCCGGCAAGAAAACCAAGGAGCACAUAGUAGGACACAUGCCAAGUAUGAUCAAGGAUGGGAGCAUUGACAUAAUUAGAUCUCUCCUGGAUGCGAAAGAGACCAUUUCAAGGAGGGUGAUGCAGCUAGUGAAGAGAUUUGUAACUUUGCUUGUUCCCAGUUGA